This is a messenger RNA of Chlorocebus sabaeus (green monkey), 10378 nucleotides long. RefSeq names its product fibronectin leucine rich transmembrane protein 2 (gene FLRT2). Gene Ontology annotation, molecular function: protein binding. Lineage: Eukaryota; Metazoa; Chordata; Mammalia; Primates; Cercopithecidae. The record is from RefSeq and is a predicted model, not a curated record.
AGUUUCCAGUAACCGGCCGAGCUGCUGCUACGCUGGCACCAUGCUGUUUCUUUGGGGGAUUUCUUUUUUUUUGAAAGAGUUGGGGUGGUCAUCUUAAGUGGGGUGUUCUAAGCUUUGUCUUUUACCUGGAGAGAAAAUAGGCAGCUUAGCUUUCUCUCGACUUUGGGGACAUCUGUCUGCUGGUCAAAUCCACCUCCUCUAAGGAGCUUCAUAACUGAGUUCUGGGUCAAGACGCAAAUUUGCUUGUCUAGUAGAUGCAUCGAUGCUAAACUGGGGUUCUCAGUGCCCCUAACCUUGCCAGAGUUCACCCUCCUACUUCCGUAGAUUGAAUCUCUUAACUUUCACCAGUAACAACCGUCUCCCCUCCACAAGCUGUUGUUAAUGUCACCAGCGUUAUUAUCAAGCGGUUGUAUCUAAAGACACCAGCGUGCUACCUGCCCAUAAUCUGGGAUCGAUUAGCAGUUAAACAGAUAAGGUGGAUACUAAUUCCUUUUCCUUAGAGUUGGCGGGGGUGGGAGUGGGGGUGGGGGGGGGUGCUUUUUCCAAAACCAAGUCCCUUCCAGCCCUGCUUGUCCUCUUCGGGCUGGCGGGCACUGAGCUGGGGCCAUCUAGCCUUUCUAGAGCGCCUGAGGAGGGGGCGAAGGUUCGGGGAGCACAGCGGACGGAAUCGGGAUCGAGUUCCUUGAGCCGUGUGCGUGGGACGCAGGGAGAGGGAGAAAAAAGCCCCCAGGUGCCGAAUGCAGGGGCAAGGAGCCAGCGAGGGUUACUGGAGCAGGGCCUUGCCAGCUGUUACCCAGUCUCUGAACAGGCUUGGGAGCUUGGAGCCUCCUGGAAAGAUCCCUCCGCCGCGCUGACCAGCACCGGGCUCGCCCCCCCACUUCGAGCGCUGCCGCGGUCUUUUGUAAUCAAGCCCUAGAUCAAGGCUGUAAGUUGAAGUCGGGGUACCGACCAGGGAAAGGAAGCCAUAGUGGAAGAGGGUGACUGGGACGGGCUGGAUCCAUAUUUGACACCCGGGAAACUCCUAGAGCGUGUGGGGCUCCUGCCAGCGGUAGUUACUGGUGGAGCUGAGGCCACCGCCACUGUCGUCGUUGGCGCUUUGCUCCUGGAACCUCCCAGCAAGAUGGCACUCACUGUCUGUUCCCUUCCGAUUAACACCCCCAGCCGCGCCCCCUCCUCCCCGGGAUACUUAUUAGUCACACACUGGGGAGAAGACGGGCUAUGUAAAUCAAAGUCAAGGCGCGAUCUUAGCCACCUUUGCAUAAUGCAACAGGAACGGAGACCCGCGCGCACGAACCGGGUAGUGUGAGUGUGUGUGUGCGCGUGUGUGAGCGCGUGUGCCAGCGUGCGUCUCCGCCAGGGCGUGCGUCUGGGUGGAUCCUUGCGUGGCAAAUCGGGCUUUUCUCCAAGUCGUCUUAACAUGAUUUAGGCUCUCAAAUACGUGAAGGCGGUAGACACAACAGGGAUGCGAAGGAAAUAAAAAACAAUUGGGGAAGUGGUGCCAAGUCACUCACGCUUUGAACUGAGGACGAGGAGUGCGGUCGCGCCUGGGGCGCGUCCGGAAAUCAUCCUCUGCCUGUGGCGGCCACCGCCCCAGUUCAACUCUUCCGCGGGGAGAGCUGAGCGGAUCCCUGGGGGGUUGGUCCUGGGCUAGUUUCAAACUCUCCGGUUGCAUCUCGCGUGGCCACACCGACGGCGCGUCUCGGCGUAGCUCUUGGAGCGGGCUCGUUCUCCCUCUUCUGUUCAGAUUCAGCCUCACCGGACUUGUUAUAACAUGACAGCAACUUGCUGGAGGCAGAAGGAGCAGCAUGAAAUAAGAUGAGAAAACCAAAAACAUCUCCUCCUUCCGACAUGGAGACGUGCACCGAGUUUUUUUGCUUGUUUGUUUUUUACGUUACUCUUUAACCUUUGGAAAGAGAUUGCGAAGUGGAAACGUUGCCUGUACAGAAAUCAGGCUUCUUAGCUGUCAAGACUGUUUGCUAAUCUUUAGGCUGAAUCUCUCGUUGUCCGCUGCAAUCUGUGGGGAAAUUUAGCAACGCUCUUGCCAGAAGCAGCUAGCGUGAAGGAAGAAAGUGGGGGCGUUUAAAUUAAUCCCAUUCAUUUUUCGAUCACUCCCCCAGUUAAAGUCAUUUAAGGUGGUCGAGGAUGAGGGAACUAGUGAUGGGGUGAGGAGUGGGGGGCACAUCACCAAGGUUGUCUGCAUUUGAAAUAACGCCAUUUUGGUUGAGAGGUUUGCUGUAUUUUACCCUCUAAUCUCACGUUUCGAUCAUUUCUCAAUGUCUAAGUAAUAGAUCCUCCCUCUUGGCAGUACACCAUUAAGCAGGCACGGGGAAAAUCUCCUUUCAGGGUUCAGAUGGUGGCAUUAUCCCUAAGGGCUGGUGGUAGGCACGGUAUGUGCUGGGUAGACAGAGAGAAGGUCAGGUUGGCAUCUGCUGGGUUAGCCAGGCGCUCUGAAACUCUUUUCAGAGAGGACAGGGUUAAAAGCCAAGUCCGACUUUGCCUCUUGGAAAUCGCUGGGUAGCAGCCGCGCCUCCCAAGCAUUCUUUAAACCAGAAAAGUGGGAGGGACUCCCAGAGAGAGGGAGGGAAUGAGGCAGGGAGAGAAAGAGGGCUCCAGGAGCGGAGCGCGCCAGAGCGCGAGGGACGGAGGGAGAGGAGGAGCGCGGGAGCUGCGGAGACGAUCCCGCGAAUUCAUUACUAUUGCAGAUUGAGCUUACCCAAGAAGUUCGUAGACUAAUCAAGGCUGGCUUGACCUACAAUAGAAGAGAGUUCUGCCUGCCCACUUGGGCUUGUGUUGACACGGCUGAUAACUUGCCAUCACCUGUUGCCAGUGUGGAAAAAUUCUCCCUGUUGAAUUUUUUGCACAUGGAGGACAGCAGCAAAGAGGGCAACACACGCUGAUAAGACCCAAGACAGCAGGGAGAUUAUUUUACCAUACGCCUUCAGGACGUUCCCGCUAGCUAGAGUUCUGGACUUCCGCAGAACCCGGUCCAGUCAUUUUGAUUUUGCUAUCUGUUAUUUUUUUUUCUUUUUCUUUUUCCCACUACAUUGUAUUUUAUUUCUGUACUUCAGAAAUGGGCCUACAGACCACAAAGUGGCCCAGCCAUGGGGCUUUUUUCCUGAAGUCUUGGCUUAUCAUUUCUCUGGGGCUCUACUCACAGGUGUCCAAACUCCUGGCCUGCCCUAGUGUGUGCCGCUGCGACAGGAACUUUGUCUACUGUAAUGAGCGAAGCUUGACCUCAGUGCCUCUUGGGAUCCCGGAGGGCGUAACCGUACUCUACCUCCACAACAACCAAAUUAAUAAUGCUGGAUUUCCUGCAGAACUGCACAAUGUACAGUCGGUGCACACGGUCUACCUGUACGGCAACCAACUGGACGAAUUCCCCAUGAACCUUCCCAAGAAUGUCAGAGUUCUCCAUUUGCAGGAAAACAAUAUUCAGACCAUUUCACGGGCUGCUCUUGCCCAGCUCUUAAAGCUUGAAGAGCUGCACCUGGAUGACAACUCCAUAUCCACAGUGGGGGUGGAAGACGGGGCCUUCCGGGAGGCCAUUAGCCUCAAAUUAUUGUUUUUGUCUAAGAACCACCUGAGCAGUGUGCCUGUGGGGCUUCCUGUGGACUUGCAAGAGCUGAGGGUGGAUGAAAACCGAAUUGCUGUCAUAUCCGACAUGGCCUUCCAGAAUCUCACAAGCUUGGAGCGUCUUAUUGUGGACGGGAACCUCCUGACCAACAAGGGUAUCGCUGACGGCACCUUCAGCCAUCUCACCAAGCUCAAGGAGUUUUCAAUCGUCCGUAAUUCGCUGUCCCACCCUCCUCCCGAUCUGCCAGGUACACAUCUGAUCAGGCUCUAUUUGCAGGACAACCAGAUAAACCACAUUCCUUUGACAGCCUUCUCAAAUCUGCGUAAGCUGGAACGGCUGGAUAUAUCCAACAACCAACUGCGGAUGCUGACUCAAGGGGUGUUUGAUAAUCUCUCCAACCUGAAGCAGCUCACUGCGCGGAAUAACCCUUGGUUUUGUGACUGCAGUAUCAAAUGGGUCACGGAAUGGCUCAAAUACAUCCCUUCAUCUCUCAACGUGCGGGGUUUCAUGUGCCAAGGUCCUGAACAAGUCCGGGGAAUGGCCGUCAGGGAAUUAAAUAUGAAUCUUUUGUCCUGUCCCACCACGACCCCCGGCCUGCCUCUCUUCACCCCAGCCCCAAGUACAGCUUCUCCGACCACUCAGCCUCCCACCCUCUCUAUUCCAAACCCUAGCAGAAGCCACACGCCUCCAACUCCUACCACAUCGAAACUUCCCACGAUUUCUGACUGGGAUGGCAGAGAAAGAGUGACCCCACCUAUUUCUGAACGGAUCCAGCUCUCUAUCCAUUUUGUGAAUGAUACUUCCAUUCAAGUCAGCUGGCUCUCUCUCUUCACCGUGAUGGCAUACAAACUCACAUGGGUGAAAAUGGGCCACAGUUUAGUAGGGGGCAUCGUUCAGGAGCGCAUAGUCAGCGGUGAGAAGCAACACCUGAGCCUGGUUAACCUAGAGCCCCUAUCCACCUAUCGGAUUUGUUUAGUGCCACUGGAUGCUUUUAACUACCGCGCGGUAGAAGACACCAUUUGUUCGGAGGCCACCACUCACGCCUCCUAUCUGAACAACGGCAGCAACACAGCAUCCAGUCAUGAGCAGACGACGUCCCACAGCAUGGGCUCCCCCUUUCUGCUGGCGGGCUUGAUCGGGGGCGCGGUGAUAUUUGUGCUCGUGGUCUUGCUCAGCGUCUUUUGCUGGCACAUGCACAAAAAGGGGCGCUACACCUCCCAGAAGUGGAAAUACAACCGGGGCCGGCGGAAAGAUGAUUAUUGCGAGGCAGGCACCAAGAAGGACAACUCCAUCCUGGAGAUGACAGAAACCAGUUUUCAGAUCGUCUCCUUAAAUAACGAUCAACUCCUUAAAGGAGAUUUCAGACUGCAGCCCAUUUACACCCCAAAUGGGGGCAUUAAUUACACAGACUGCCAUAUCCCCAACAACAUGCGAUACUGCAACAGCAGCGUGCCAGACCUAGAGCACUGCCAUACGUGACAGCCAGAAGCCCAGCGUUAUCAAGGCGGACAGUUAGACUCUUGAGAACACACUCGUGUGUGCACGUAAAGACACGCAGAUUACAUUUGAUAAAUGUUACACAGAUGCAUUUGUGCAUUUGAAUACUCUGUAAUUUAUACGGUGUACUAUAUAAUGGGAUUUUAAAAAAGUGCUAUCUUUUCUAUUUCAAGUUAAUUACAAACAGUUUUGUAACUCUUUGCUUUUUAAAACUUAAAAAAAAAAAAGUUGCUGAAGUACUGUACAGGGUUGUACAAUGAGAACCCAAUGCCGAGACAAAAAGAACGAGUGAUUCUUCCUUAGGAUACACAUCAACCACUUCGCUGUUGGAAGCUGUCAGAAUAAAUUCCUGGUGGUCAGAUGAAAGGGCAGAUUAAAUGGACUCAUCAGGGUACGAGGAAUAAUAUGGGUGAAACAAGAAAUGGCCCAGAGAGUUUCACACUAUUCCUAUACCUCCAGGUCUGGAAGACAGGUAAAAAAAUUCUAUAAUGUGAGAAUAGAGGUAGUUACCCUGAUCUGACCCAGUGCGGGAAAUGCUGAAAGCACCAGGAGGAAGCUAGUUCCCGUGAGAUAAGUUAACCUGGCCUGACAGAAUCAAGAAAAUUGAGAUGAGAUUUGAAAAGACCUGAAAAUGCAGGGGUUGGCUUUCUGACUGGGAACUUAAAAAUCACUCUUCAUGCUUCCCUGGUUCUAAGUGAUAACAGAGUUAGAGACUUGAGUCUGAUUUCAGUCAUCUUCAGGGACGGGUCUGAUGUUGUAGCAAGAAAACUCCCUUUAAAAGUGUUACUGUUCAAAUCAUAUGUCAGGUUGAAUCACAUUCAACAGAGAUAUAUUCUAGAAUAAUUUUUUAGAAGAGGCUAAUAAAAUUAAGGGAAGAAUUAUAUUGAAUGGAAUUAUUUUUGAUAAUGAGAAUUAUUUGGGUAGAUUCACUGAGGCUAUGUCAACAUGAUAUUUAGACCAACAGGUGAUCAAUGUUUUGAAAAUACAACAAUGACUUAUUUAAAAAUUACCCUUACUGCUAUUUAGACAAAAACAACUGGUCAGUGGUUCUGUUAUGUCAGCUGACUUUGUUAGUAUCAUGUUGAAAUAGCUUGAAGUAAUAUCUUUUAUCCCCUUGCAAAUUCUUGUCUUCCAAUCAUCUCCCAUAUAUCUUCAUAAUUAGUUGUGUAUAACACCUUCGUUUUUCUCCCUCUGCUCAGUAUUUCAAGGAAAAUUAUGGAUACCAGUCUUGGCUGCACAAAAUAUCCAUAUGUACUUAUACAUUUUUAAAUGCAUACUAAUUUUCACUGCUAAUAAUUCUGUAAGGACACAUCAAAGCUGGCCAAAAUAAUUAAUUUUUAAAAAAGCGAUACCUGGUUUCCACCUUGUACUGACUUUGAUCCUGUUCCACUUUUGAAAUUUUAUUUGUUCCUUUUCCAUCGUGGAUGUUCCUCUACUUUGGCAGUUGCGGAGGGAUCAUCAAUCUUCUGUUAGCAGGACAACACAUGAAAAACAAGUCAGAGAGUGAAGGCUUGUUCCCCUAAUCCUGGCAGAGCAGGGCAUAGAAAAGAGAGGGAUGUCCUUGCUUAAUUCUAGAUACUUUUGAGGCAACAUCUUCAUAAAACACGUAGUUUAAUCUUUGCCGUCCUUAGACAGAGAAGGGCUAUGGAUCACAUACAUUAUCAAAAACUACUCCCUUGGAAAAAAAAUCUUUUUAAACAUUUCACUCUGUGAUGCAUAUUUCUUUUACCACUGGCCAUUAUUAUAAGGACCCAUGAAGUAAAUGUCACCGUCAUCUUACUUGCUCUCUCACUCUCAGCAAAAUAAAACUGUGAUGUGUCUUCUUUGUAAAAGUUUAGGUAUAAAAUGCUAUGCAACUUUUUCUUUAUAGUAAGAGCUUUAUUUUCUUUAAUAAUGUAGCCCAACUUAUAUGUUUUAAUCUCCCUUCUCCCUCAGAAUAAGCAGAAAAUAUAACUGCAGCUGUAUGUUAGACACAAGAAUUGAAACUGUGCAGUCAGUAGAGCUGAACUUAGCUAUGAAUUAAUUUAAAUUAAUUCUAAAGUGACUCUGGUUUCCAUUUUAGUCUAUUAGCUAGAGGGUUUUGGCUGUUGCUUUUUUUAAAGUUAGGUCCAUGCAGUGAAGGGAAAAGAGUGUGAAGGUGAUCAGUGUAGCACUAAGACAUCUAAAAUCAAGACAAUGACAUGGGGGCUUUGUGUACUUAGCUGGGUAAUUCCCUUCUACUGUCCUCUUCCCCUUGGCUGUGUAGAUAAAAUUGUGCAUUCAAAUGAUGGUACUUUGACUUUUGAGGGUUUUUAUUUCUGUUAUUCACCAAAUAAUCAUUCUCGUUUAUGUAUAUUGUAUGUUUAACCCCCAGUGGGAUUUCUGGCUGCUGAAAUCGCUUUAGGCCAGGAAAAACAAGGAUAAAGAGGUUCCUGUCAUUUCUUAUGGAGUUCACAGAAUUAUUUGGGGCUUAAGUAGUACAAUGGAGACAGUCACGUGCAAUGCUUAAGGUGGUCUGACGGGGUCCCUUUUGCUGGAGGUGUUCCUGAAGAGAUUGAACCUAGUAACAGGCUUUAUUUUCAUCUUGUGUACAACAUGACAAAGACUGCUAAGAUUAAAAUCCGUCUCCCAUUUGUUACAGCCUCACCUGCACCAGGAUAGAAAGCACAUGAUGGAAUCUGUGAUGUCUAAUGUGUCUUAUGAAAAUAGCCAAACAACUGUCCCUGGGGAUUCUGCUUUGAUUGGCAUUUUUAGUCAUGGGAAUGUAUUUUUGCAGAAAUACCUGCUUUGUGUUUGGGCCUCUCUUGCUGUCAUUAUGAUGUAUUUUGAGAUGAUUAGUCAAGAGUCAAGGUUGAGAGUACAAGCCAAGACCAUGGAAAAAAAUCCAUGCUCACUGGCCAAUAAAGAGCUUGAUGCUACCUGGCCAAAUAAGGUGAUUCAGAUAGAAUCUGAUCCCGUUCAGAGAGCUCAGUAACUGUCACUGUACAGAAGACAUUGAAAAGGAAGUGGCAUAGUCAUGAUCACAAGGAUAUGUUGACAGUUAUCUAUAGCCAGGGUAGUUGUUAAUACCUGCUUGUUUGGGGAGAUAUGUUUGAUUAUAGAGAGACUCUGGGCUACCCUCAAACACCAUCAGAUGCAAUUAGCAGCCCACAGCAUGGGACAAUCGCAGGCAGCUACGAGGAUUGUAUCCCCUGCCUAUUUUCCUUGUGUGUCAAAUGGAAAACAUUCUCCCCUGUGAGAAAGAAUGCAGUUUCUAAUUAUCUGGAUGUUCGUUGAAAAUAUAUUAGACAUUGUCCCUGAGGUUACAAACAAAACCUAUAAUGUGACCUGUCUGGUAAAAAGUAUUAAUGAAGUAGCUCAUAUUACAACUUCAUUUUCUACUAGCACCUAUCAUAAUAGUCUUAGUCAUUUCACACAAAUCAGAACUUACUUCCCCACCAGGGAGGACAACUUCAUGCUGUGAUCGAAGCAUCCAUUCAGAACACGAGGCAAUAUUGUAGUCCACAGGGAAUGGAUGCUUCACUUGAUCGCCGGACCUCAGCUGCAGAGGCCAUCGCAGCUCUUGAAAAGGGAAGUGGUUAAUUUCUAUUGGCAUCUUUGCUUAUAGCAUUUUUCUCUAACCUAUAACAAGGAGACAUUACGUUUUACUUUAGAACAUGAGAAUAGCAGUUUUGCUCACGAUUUACCAUUCCAGCUGCAGGGGAAAGCAAAGCAGAAAACAGUGCCCCAAACAGAAAAAAAGAUACUUACACAGAACAAAACAGUUCUUGGUCUUUUUCUUGGUCUUGUCAAACCUUGCCUGAUGCUCUUUCUGAAGUCAAAAUUCGAAUGCUAAGAAGGCAUAACCUACAUCCUUCUCUGAUUUCUUCAGCAGGGUCAAAAGACAGUUACCAGCAAUGGGGAAUGCUUGUCACUGUGGAGAAAGAGUUUUGUACCUGUCUGGUACCGUUGUUAUAACAAAUCAGAUUUUCUUACUAUAGUUUUUUGUUUUCUAGCUACACACCCACCAGAAGAGCACAAAGGAAGGCCAUCGCAACAAGCGUUUUAAAAUUAAUAUCAAACAUGCACAUGCGUGUACACACACACACACACAUACACACACGGCGGCAUUUGUAAAGGUGUCCCUGGAAUGUAAGAUUUAUAACCGUUUAAGGCAAGGUGAAGGCAUUGCCAACUGUGUGUCCCUCAUAGGACUAGUGUAUAUUCACUGAAAGUUAACCUGAUGAUUUGUUAUUGUUUGAACCAUAUGCUGAUUUGCUUCUGGUUUCUGUUUAGUGUGUUCUCUCUGACAAGGGGCUGGAAGAUUCUGCAUCACACAUCCUCUGAGACCUACCAUGUCGCACACUUUGUUAAUGACAAACUUCACUCUACACUAUACAGUAUCUUGUUGAUAUAUUCAGUAAAGUCUUAUUUUAAAAGAAAACCACAUUGUGUUUAUCUGAGUAAGUUCAUUGGGAUACAGUCAAUACUUACGCUGUUAAUGUAGAAUAAAUGAUGCAGGAGGGCAGAAAUAAAGGAGGUAAUAGGAUUUUUGUAUUCUCCUAUCAUGAAGAUGACUUGCAUUUCUAAAGGCCAUUUGAUCCUUUUCGUGUGAGGAGUUUAUAUGAAAUCCUCAUGUUCUUUUAAAUUUCCUAACUAAAUUGUGUGUUCCUAUGAAGACCUCUUAGGUAUACACACAUACACAGAGCAUCUUAUUUCAUAUUGGUGAAAUCUAUGUUGUUUAGGAUAUAGAUAAUGACAUUGUACUUAUCAGAAUAGUCUUUUCUCCUAUUCAGAAUAUAUGCUAUUGGCUUUAUUUUUUAUUUUUUAAUUUUGUUUAAAUAAGGUGUCACCAUGUUGCCCAGGCUGGUCUCAAACUCCUGGAUGCAAGCAAUCAUCUCGCCUCGAUCACCCAAAGUGCUGGGAUUACAGGCAUAGGACACCAUGCCCAGCCACAUUGUUGUUUUUAAAUGUCAAUUUUCUUUAAGAAUUCUCAUAGUACUUUUCUGCUUCAGAGUUUAUAGCACAUCCAUCCAUCCUUUCAGUAGGCACUCAUGGAAAUGUAUGUCCAUGCUCAAGUUCUGUUCUGAUUAGUCUCAUGAUUUUUCAGAACCCCUUUUGCUAAUCCCUCUUGGCCAUUUCAUUAAUAAUGUAUUUGACAGAGAUUGAAUCAGGAAACGUGAAUUUCAGUUAACUAGUAUUACCUGUUUGUAGAAUCUCUGUUGGAACAUCGACUGUGAAAGACAGUGCUAACAGGUAAUUCAUAUUACGUUUGGGGAAUUAAUGUAAAGUAACAUCCAUGCUAUUCUUGGUUUGCCAAGAGUUACAGACCUUAUUCUGUGCAGACUA